Messenger RNA from Dothidotthia symphoricarpi CBS 119687, 1200 nucleotides. RefSeq names its product translocation protein. Bases 1 to 1200 code for a protein of 399 amino acids. Gene Ontology annotation, biological process: post-translational protein targeting to membrane, translocation. The record is from RefSeq and is a predicted model, not a curated record. Gene Ontology annotation, cellular component: endoplasmic reticulum membrane; endoplasmic reticulum. NCBI's taxonomy places the organism in Eukaryota, Fungi, Ascomycota, Dothideomycetes, Pleosporales, Dothidotthiaceae. The transcript is spliced from 3 exons.
AUGAGCGAACCAGGCUCGCCGCCCCGAGGGCCCCCUCAAGGACCCCCACAGGGCAUGCCCAUGGGACCUCCACAACCAGGCCAGCAACCAACGCCCGAGCAAAUGCGCCAAAUUCAAAUGCAACUCGCCGCUGAAGCAGAAAAACAGGGAAUCUCGGUGCAACAACUAGUUCAGAACAUGAGGGCGCAAGCCAUGGCACAACACCAAGCACAGAUGCAAGCCCAAGCCCGAGCCCAGCAACAGCAGCAGCAGCAACAGCAACAACAACAACCAAUACAGCCCGGCCCACCAAAACCGGAAGCGCUCGCCGUGGCCAAUUGGCUCAAGUCGCAGGACAUGAAGCCGCGGACUGUUCUCCAUGACGAGAAGAGGAAGGACAUGUUCAGAGUCAAACGCGCAAUCCGUGCCUUCUCCUCCCCCGCCUACGAAAAAGCUCGCAAGAAGAACCCCCUCCUCCCAGAAGUCCACGACCGCGCCUCGGCCGAAAACACAUUCAAGCUGCUCCCGCUCUCCCUCCUCGCCCUGCGCGUCUCCAAAAUCGACGAGGACGCGCACGAAGGCCACAACCACGCCAAACCGAAGCGCAUCAAGGGCCUCUGGAACGUGAGAAUCGAGCAGCACCAGGAAGCAAACGACGACUGCUACUACAUCUGGCUGUACGAAGGAUCGCAGCUGAAGCAGAAACUGUACGCGGGCGGCGCAUUGCUCCUCGUAAUCGCCGUUGUGCUGUUCCCACUGUGGCCGCUCUUCCUGCGCCAGGGCGUGUGGUAUCUGAGCAUGGGCAUGCUGGGUCUCAUCGGGCUGUUCUUCGCCAUGGCGAUUGUCCGCCUCAUCAUCUUCCUCGUCACCAUGUUUGCCGCGCCGCCGGGCUUCUGGCUGUAUCCGAAUCUUUUCGAGGACGUCGGCUUCUUCGACUCGUUCCGUCCGCUGUGGGCAUGGCAAGAGACUCCAGAGGAUAUUCAAGCCAAAAAGGCGGCUAAGAAGGAAAGGAAGGCUGCUAAAGCGGCUGCAAAGGUCAACGGUCAGCCAAAGGGCAAGAAGGCAAUCGCUGGUGCUUCCCGUCCGUCAACGCCCGCGCAAGCACCACCUGCAAACGUCGACUCGGCGCCUCAACCAACAGGACAUGAUGCCGCGCCGGCAGGUGACCUCACUCAGCGCGCACCAAGAGCGACAGUGGAGGAGGUGGAAGAAGAGCAGUAG